This is a messenger RNA of Python bivittatus (Burmese python), 946 nucleotides long. Lineage: Eukaryota; Metazoa; Chordata; Lepidosauria; Squamata; Pythonidae. The record is from RefSeq and is a predicted model, not a curated record.
AUGCUGACAAGUAGGAGCAAUGUUCAGUGUUCAGCAGUCAACUCCAAAGGCCCUUUCCCUCUGGGCCCAUUCCCAAGACACAUCUGGAUCCACCACAACACUCCCCAGGACAGUUUGGAUAAAGCUUGCCAUGAGAUCUGGAAGAGAGUCCAAGGUCUCCCUGAGGAACUACAGCCCAGAUCUUCAUCACCUCUUCAGCAGGUUAGCUGUCACCCUAUCACCUCUUCAGAGGCUCUACCAGAAGACAACAGCAGUUCUCACAACAGUUCUCAAAAGGAAUCUUUGGAAGCCAGCAUUUGCAAAGAUGAAAUAUCUCAGCUGGUUGAGCAAGAAUAUUUGAGCCUUACCCAAGAGAAUGCAACUGAGUUAGAAAUGCAAAGAUCUGAAGAUGAAAAAGUGCCCCCUGUUGUUUCAGUUAAGGCCCCAAAUAGCAAGCAGCUACUCAUGCUUUCUGAUGGGGACCAGGCAUUAGAUGAGAAGGAUGCAAUGGAAAAUGUCUACAGGGCACUCACUGGAAACAAAAGAGAAGUGAAAUUGAGGUCGAUCUGUGAUAUCCAGUUGUCCACCAAGUCUACUGUCACAGGCAUUUUGCUCCCUGCAAAAUUAAUCCACAAGAAUAACAAAAAUGCAGAAAGUGGGAGCAAUACAAUGGGUUCCAACACUCAAAUUGCCAAGCUUCUGGCUCAGCUCCCACUCAAACGCGUUGAGGCUACCAAAACUCUGGACGGCAAGAUGGUGGCUGAGGAAACCAAGCUAAUCAAGGAUCUACUCCAAAACAAUGUGUUUGGAUCUAUGCCCCACAAAGACAGUAUCACAAGGCCACCCCCGAUCAUGACAAUAACAGAAAGUCAAGGACCAGGUCAAAAGAAGCAACUCCCAGUGUUUGCCAAGAUCUGCUCAAAAACUGAACCUGAACUCAUUGCUGAUGGACUCUGUCAAAAUCAUG